Messenger RNA from Vanessa atalanta (red admiral), 3556 nucleotides. RefSeq names its product eukaryotic translation initiation factor 5 (gene eIF5). The record is from RefSeq and is a predicted model, not a curated record. The coding region runs from base 724 to 2094 and encodes 456 amino acids. The transcript has 13 exons. Gene Ontology annotation, biological process: translational initiation; formation of translation preinitiation complex; formation of cytoplasmic translation initiation complex. Gene Ontology annotation, molecular function: eukaryotic initiation factor eIF2 binding; translation initiation factor activity; GDP-dissociation inhibitor activity. Gene Ontology annotation, cellular component: cytosol. Lineage: Eukaryota; Metazoa; Arthropoda; Insecta; Lepidoptera; Nymphalidae.
CAGAAACAUAAGAAAGUGUGCAUUUUCAUUUAUUUUCUGUCUUCGUCAUUUUUAGCCACGGUAUCGUGUAUGAAAUUUGUGAAAAUCAGUUUAUUUAAUGUUUUUUCCUAUACUAUUCUUGUGGCGUAGACGAGAGAUUUUUCUACUUGCGUGUAUUGAGAGUCACCGCGCAUCGUCAUAGUGGGAAGGUAUACAUCAACAUAAUAUCGAAUAUCUUCACUCCAUAUUUACUUAUAUAGAUACAUAGCAAGUGGCUAACAGAUACCACGUUUUCGCCAGCUGGUUGGUGUGCCCGGCAAGUCGUGUGCUUCUCUGGUGCAAGCUCCGAGGAAGGAUCAACAAUUCAUCCCAUCUGUGAGCUCUCGUCCAGUGGGGCGCUACCAUUUUAUAUGACUUUAGCAAGAUAUACAGAGACAUCAGUACAGUGCGUGGAGAGUGGUCGGUCUGUCGCGGCGAGGGGUCCCGGCUGCCGGCGAGCGUGCAUGACGCUUCACACACUAAGCAAUACUGCUCGCAGAAGAUCAAAGUUUUGCAGUAACAGACAUCGGAAACUGCUGCCGUUGCGGCAGACGUGACUGGCGCGCUCCGCGGGUGCCCCCGGCCCGCAUGCCGCUCUAGACGCCCAACCGUGCACUCGUCACACCAAGCCUGAUCCAGUGUCAAAAAAAAACCACCCCUGGAAUAAUUAGUUAGGAUUAUAAUUAAGUGAGCACAUAAGCAGCCAUGGGGUCCGUUAACGUAAAUCGGAACGUGGCGGACGCGUUCUACCGCUACAAGAUGCCGCGCAUCUGCGCCAAGGUGGAGGGCAAGGGGAACGGCAUCAAGACCGUCAUCGUCAACAUGCCCGAGGUCGCCAAGGCCAUCGGCAGGCCCGCUACGUAUCCGACCAAAUACUUCGGUUGCGAGCUGGGUGCUCAGACACAGUUUGACUUCAAGAACGAACGUUUCAUCGUCAACGGCAGCCAUGACUCCGCCAAGUUGCAGGACCUGCUGGACGGGUUCAUCCGUAAGUUCGUGCUGUGCCCCGAGUGCGACAACCCGGAGACGGAGCUGAUCGUGUCGACGAAGCGCAACACCAUCUCGCAGGGCUGCAAGGCGUGCGGCUACCACGGCCCGCUCGAGUUCAACCACAAGCUCAACACCUUCAUACUCAAAAACCCACCGGCCGCCGACCCCAGCAUGCAGGGUUCAUCGGUGACGGAAAGCAAUCGUGGCAAGCGCUCGAAGAGAAGCGGUCCCGCUGCCAACGGCAAUCACGAUGGGGACAAUCAUGACGCCAAAAACGAGAGCGACGUGCCGGUAACUCCAACAGCUCCGAAUCCGAAGAGCAAGAAGAAGAGCAAAGCUGCUGAGGAUGAUGAUGAUGAUUGCAACUGGACUGUCGACGUGAGCGAGGAGGCUGUGAGGGCGAGGAUGCAAGAUUUAACCGAGGGAGCGAAGAGUAUGACUCUAUCGGAGGACAGCGAGAAGAAUGAGAAACAACGUAUGGACUUGUUCUACUCGUUCCUCAAGCAACGCUCCGAUGCGGGCGAAGUGGAGGGCACGAAGGCUGUCAGCGAUAUCUUGCACGAGGCAGACAGGCUGGAGGUGAAGUCCAAGGCGCUGCUCGUGGCGUUCGAGGUGCUGGUGGGCGCCAACACGCUGGCGGCGGACGUGAAGCGCCACCGCGUGCUGCUGCUGCGCCUGGCGCGCGCCGACCCCCGCGCGCCGCGCGCCGCGCUGCACGCGCUCACCGCGCUCGCCGCCACCAGCGCCGCGCUGCUGCCGCGCGUGCCCGCCGUGCUCAAGCUGUUGUACGACCUGGACAUCGUGGAGGAGAAGACCAUCCUGGAGUGGGCGGCCAAGCCGUCCCGCAAGUUCGCGCCCAAGGAGGUGGUGGCGGACGUGCUGAAGCGCGCGCAGCCCUUCAUCGACUGGCUGCAGCAGGCGGACGAGGAGGACUCCAGCGACGACGCCAGCGAGGAGGACAUCGAGAUCGAGUACGACGAUCGUGCCAAGGUGACGCCCAUCAAGGCGGUGACGACCCCCGCCGCCCCGCCCAAGCCGCAGCAGGAGGACGACGGAGACAUCGAUGUCGACAUCGACGCCAUAUAGACGCACCACCACCACCUCACCGUCACUGUCAUUGUCACUGUUACUGCACCACACCCACCCCUCACCAUAUUACGUGUUUCGUAAUCUUACAAUUAUCUAAACAAAUUGCCAAAUAAAUUAGUACUUUUCAAACCACUUCACUCUUAAUUAAACAUUUCCACAAUAGAGAAAUAGUUUUCACCUGUUUUUUUUUUUUGAGAUAUAAUAUUCUGCGUAUGUAUGUUGGUAAAUUUAUUAAUUAAAACAUUUUUCAAGAUUAGUAUACUCACCGUUACUAGUUUUUUUCUUUCACAUUAUGUAAAAAACUUUAUGGCUUCACCUAAAAAAUGUGUUUUGGGGUGGUUAGUUAACUAUGUUGCGACCUCUCUCUUCGAAUGUGAAAUCAGUGAUGAUAGGAGAGAAACUAAACACCCGUUAAUCAAGUUUUUAAGUGAGGCGCAUAUAUUGGAUGCGAGACACGUAUUUCUAGAUAGUUAGUAUAUAUGGACCCCAUGUGCUGGAAAUUUCCUAUCAAUACAGUAGUCGCUCUACCGAUAAGUUUACAAUUUUUAAAACUUUACUCAUAAGCGGUAUUGUACGGGCCUGAUGACGGUUUCUAUACCAUGAAAAAAUUACAUAAACACGUAUCGACUUCUAGUAAUAAAAAGAAAUAACUUUCCACAAUCUGGUAAAGAAGCCGUUUCCGCCAUUUUUCAAUUGUCUAUCGAUGAAUUUAGUGAAAUAUAAACAUAUUAAAAUCUGUUGACACAAAAUUCAUUCGAAGACAUUAAAUUUCUGUGUAAAUCCGUAAUUUUUAAUAUAGAUAUAAAAACAUAAUCCGUAGUGUUGUAUUCUAAACGCUUUGAAAUUAGAGUGACUAAAAUUAAACUAACUUUAUAUAUUCCAAAACUAUUCGUUCCUACGCAUAAGUUUCAUUUUAAUUAUAUAUGGGAUUCGAUGAUCCGAUUACUCUAUCUCGAUUUAAAAGUCACAAAUUUGGUGACAAUAUGUAAUAAUUUAAUACACAAAAUGGUUUAUUAUAUAUUGUUUUUUUUUUUUAGGAAAUAUUUUAAAAGUAAUUAAAUCGUGAACUUGCGAUAACGCACGAAAUAGAAACACAAUUUUCAACUCUUUCCAUUCGCUUCAUUCAUGUUCUCGAUUCGUUCAUUUAUAUUCAUUCUUUCUUAUAAAGAGUACGAAAAGGUUUUUAUUUUUUUACAACAGCGACGCUGCUGCUGUAUUGUUAUAAUUUUAACACGAUUUAUUUAAUAGAUUUUCAUUAUUGUCAACUUCGUGCGUUUAUUAUUAUGUGUUUUAAGUUAAUUAUCUCAAUGAAGUGGAGACGUUUUUUGUAAUAUAGCUAGCAAACUUCGGUCGCCGUGACUUUUUCCUCCAUUCAAACUAUUAUUAAAUAGAAUAUUUUAAAAUUGCCACCUGACAAUUUUAUUAGAUUUGUUUUGUAUUCAAAUACAUUUGGAUUCUA